CAAAUUUCCCGCCAUUACAUUCUGUCCCACCACUGCUGGCAACAUUAACCUCGGAAUCUCUCCAAAACAACAAACUUCCUUUUACUCUGGGACGUCAAGAAACAAGAUAAUCAACAAAAAUGUCCGACGUUGAUGUUGAUGAAACUCCCUCUGGACCACCGCCAUCCGGCGGUCCCAUGGACGUCAACACUGCUCUACAGGAGGUCCUCAAAACCGCCCUGAUCCACGACGGUGUCGUGCAUGGGCUCCACGAAGCCGCCAAGGCCCUUGACAAGAGGCAGGCUGAACUCUGCGUCCUCGCCGAAAACUGCGACGAGCCCAUGUACAAGAAACUCGUUUCUGCCCUGUGCUCCGAACAUCAGAUUCCUCUGAUUAAGGUUGACAACAACAAGAAGUUGGGUGAAUGGUCCGGACUCUGCAAAAUUGACACCACAGGCAAGGCACGGAAAGUUGUCGGAUGCUCGUGUGUUGUAAUUAGGGAUUAUGGUGAAGAAUCGCCUGCCCUAGAUAUUCUUAAAGAAUACCUUAAGAAUGCUAAGUAAUUUUUUAAAAUAAAAAAUACAAAUAUA
Molecule: messenger RNA, 569 nt
Organism: Aethina tumida (small hive beetle)
Lineage: Eukaryota; Metazoa; Arthropoda; Insecta; Coleoptera; Nitidulidae
Gene: RpS12
Product: 40S ribosomal protein S12
Exons: 4
Coding region: 120-542 (140 amino acids)
Biological process (GO): translation
Cellular component (GO): ribosome; cytosolic small ribosomal subunit
Molecular function (GO): structural constituent of ribosome
Source: RefSeq, a predicted model, not a curated record